Messenger RNA from Pyrenophora tritici-repentis Pt-1C-BFP, 1566 nucleotides. The record is from RefSeq and is a predicted model, not a curated record. Lineage: Eukaryota; Fungi; Ascomycota; Dothideomycetes; Pleosporales; Pleosporaceae.
AUGGGCAACCAGCAGUCUAGCAACAAGGACAAAAAGGCCGACAAGGCCGGGAACGACGGUGUCCCACUCGGUCGCGAGUACUACCGCUCUUUUGAGCGAUCCGACACUAAAGAGUCCACACGCUCGCUGCGCAACUCGCUCAGGAAUAAGAUUCCAGGGACGGGCAAGUCUGAAAGCCCACGAAACUCUGUUGCCGGCCUCCCCGACGCCAACGGCAAGACAGACAAGAUAGACGCAGCUUCGGGCAAGUCCAAAGGAGGAUCGCGGAGGAACUCGAUCGCUUCAACUUCAGUCCCAGCUGAACCAGCACCGGAGACGGCAGACAAGGUCGAAGCCACCGCAGAUGACGACGACCAACCGCCGCCCUCGCCAGUCCAUGGCGCAACACUUGGAACAGGCCAUGAAGGCGUGAGCAAGGCUCAGCGAACUGGCGAAGUUGACCACGUCUCUGAUGUGCCGCCGACAGGGGUGGCACAACCCUUGGCUUCUGCCCAGCCGGGAGAGUCGAUUCUGCAAAGGAAAGAUCAGCCAAUUCCAAGGCUUCCAGAACCUCCAGCAGCUACUGAUGGUUCAGGCUCGCCUAUGGAGAUCAGCGCGCUCAAGUCAAUGGAUCUGGAUGACAUGAUUCAGCGACUACUCGACGCAGCCUAUGCUGGCAAGGUCACCAAGACUGUCAGCUUGAAAAAUGCUGAGAUAUUCGCCAUUUGCUCAGCCGCCCGAGAAGUCUUCCUCAGCCAGCCCGCACUGCUCGAACUAUCACCGCCUGUGAAGAUUGUCGGCGAUAUCCAUGGACAGUACACCGACCUAAUCCGCAUGUUCGAGAUGUGCGGAUUCCCACCCAACUCCAACUAUCUCUUCCUCGGCGAUUACGUAGACCGCGGCAAACAGAGCUUAGAGACGAUUCUCCUCUUGCUCUGCUACAAGCUCAAGUUCCCCGAGAACUUUUUCCUCCUCCGCGGCAACCACGAAUGCGCCAACGUCACACGUGUAUAUGGCUUCUACGACGAGUGCAAGAGACGGUGCAACAUCAAGGUUUGGAAAGCCUUUGUGGACACCUUCAACACGCUUCCCAUCGCGGCCAUCGUGGCACAAAAGAUCUUCUGCGUGCACGGCGGUCUGUCUCCCAGUCUGUCUCACAUGGACGAUAUUAGACAAAUUGCACGACCUACGGACGUACCAGACUACGGUCUACUGAACGACCUGUUAUGGAGUGACCCUGCGGACAUGGAAAAUGACUGGGAGUCCAACGAACGAGGCGUCAGUUACUGCUUUGGAAAGAAGGUCAUUAUGGAGUUUUUGGCGCGACACGACUUUGAUCUUGUGUGCAGAGCCCACAUGGUUGUAGAAGAUGGCUAUGAAUUCUUCACAGACAGAGUCUUGGUCACUGUGUUUUCAGCACCUAACUACUGCGGCGAAUUUGACAAUUGGGGCGCCGUCAUGUCCGUUUCGGGAGAACUGCUCUGCAGUUUUGAGCUGCUUAAACCACUGGACUCUAGCGCACUCAAGAGUCAUAUCAAGAAGAGCAGGAACAAGCGUCAAAGCAUGCUCAACUCACCACAGUACUGA